GUUUUGCAUUUGCACGUGAAUUGCAUUGAAUGUCUUGAGUUUUGUGACUUGUGAGAGCUAGAGAUCUAUGUUUAAUUGACGAAGCGGAUAAGGCGACUAGACACCCACGGCGGAAAUAAGCUUGAUUUGAAGAAAAUUCCAGUGCAAUCCUAAAAAAUGGCAGAACCAGUUGAAGAUAUACCAGUUGAGGAACCUGAAGCUGAAGUAGAGGUUCCCAAGAAGAGUAAAAAGAAGGACAAGCAGGACAGAGCCAACUAUCCCCUGAAAGUAAACUAUUGCGGAGUCUGUUCCAUGCCCUUUGAGUACUGUGAGUACCUGGCAGACUACGACAAAUGCAAGAGAUGGUGGGAGGAGCAUUUCCCAGACUUCUUCGAGCGAGCGAUGAAGAUUGGAGACGGUGUGGAUGGGGAAGGAGACGAUCCCAAGAAACGACAAAAACGAGGUGGACGAGGUGUAAUCAAAGCAAAGAAGCAGGUGGAAAAGUCUAAAAUCUCUGUGGGCCGAGUAACAAGAAACAAGAAGAAAUUUGUCACAGUAGUCAAGGGUCUUGAAACACAUGGUGUCUCAUUAAAAGAAGCAGCUAAACUCUUUGGAAGGCAUUUUUCUUGCGGGUCGUCGGUGUCUGGAGAUGAAAUUGUUAUACAGGGCGAUUUUGUGGAGGAUGUCAUGGUCUUACUUGUCGAAAAAUAUCCUGAGAUUGAGGAAGACGAUAUUGAAGACAUUGGGAAACAAAAGAGAUGAUGUCACCAUCACUGGAGGACUGAUGCGGAGGAGGGAACAGCUUUGGCUGGGAGAGAGGAAGAGAGAGAGAGAGAGAGAGAGAGAGAGAGAGAGAGAGGAGACAACCUGCAAAGGCAUUGACGUCACAAACAAUACAUAUUUUUUUCUUCUACUGGAUUAAGAGAAUGCUCAGUCCAGAAAUCAAUCUGCUGUUAAGCAGUAAAACUACAUGCAUGUGCUUUUAAAGUACCGACAUAAAGCCAUAGACAAAAUGGAAAAUUAAGCAACCUGAGACCCAUUUCACAAAGCCUUUUUUCAAUGACAAAUCUGCUGAUAACCAAUCAGAAGCAAGGACUUCACUAGCUUAUAACAAAAACUGUCAUUUGUGGCUGAUGAAAAGUUUUGUGAAAUGGGGCCCUGUUCUGCUUUUCAGGGGCCAUGCCUCCUUCAGUUGUAUCCUGAAACUUUUUGUGUUCAUUGGUAACCUCGUGUAUUUAUUGUAAUUAACAGAAUAGGAAAUAGGUGUUGAUUCUAAUUUCUUUUUAAAAUUAAAUUUAAAUUGUCAAAUCUUGUUUAGCACCUUCCAGAACCUACUAUUAAGGUCUUGAGCAAUAGACUUGUCUACCGUUUUUAUGCAUUCUUUUUCAACAAAUGGUUCUCUUGACAACUAACAAGUUUGUUAGAGGCUUGUCCAACCUAGCAACAAUUAGAUGGAUCCACAAAGUGAAUUCCAUCCAUAGCAAUGCUAUUACGCAUACAAGGUGAAUUGUUGGUAUCCAGGUGUUAGGAGCAGAAACAUGCAUAAACUGAAAUAUAUUAGUAAACAGGUCUCUUGACAUAAAUGGACUUGAGAAUUGAGUAUGGACUUUUUACCCCCAUAAGAUGGGGAUAAUAAAUAUUAAAUAAGAUUAAACUCUACAAUUACUAGUACCUUUCACGUUAUUCAUGUUCGUAUGCAAUUUCUCGGGCAGGACUUGCUGACAUCAUGAAAGGGUUAAACAUUGACCAAGCGACGGUUGAUGGUAUUGUUUCUGUCUCUGUCUUCAGUUCAAUUCCAACUCUUUAAUGGGCAAGUCCAAGAUAUAUGCCAUACAUAACCAAGAAUUAUUGAAUUGUAUUACAGAAUUGUGAACCCAAUUUGAUAUCAAAAUACUGGUAGUUACUAGCUUGAAACAGUCACCAUAUAUACCGGUCCUAAAAUCUUAGAUCUUUGAUGAGAUAACCCUCCUGGCCAAACAAGUGCAUCAUUAGCCGCAAUUCCUUACAAGUAAAACUCUACUUGUAUUCUUUAUUAUUUUCAAUGUAAAACAGAGCAAAUGGAUAACAAAUAAAAACAAGAUAAAUGAAUAUUGUAGUGUGCAUAUUGUGUAUCUUUAUUUGUUUUAGUUUUUUACUUUAGACUAGUAUAAAUAACAAUGUUAAAAGCAAUUUUGAUAUAACACAUGUACAUAGUCAUUCAGGUAUACAAAUAUCAUAUAUGAUAAAAAUAACAUCUUAUCCAAGUUAGUACAAAGAGCCAAUUCUUACAGCAUGGAACUAGUAUGCAUUUCAGGAAUCAUGAUUAUAAGAAUACAAAGUAUUUGGGAAUAGAUGUCUUGUUUUUCAUAGACAAAAUAGAGGCUUUUUCCCAAAAUGGCACAAAUCUUGUAUGGAAUUUCAACUUUAAUAUUACAUUGACCAUCCUUUAAUACCUAAAGAUAUUCAAUUUAACUUUUAAAAAAUCCAUUAUUUUGACAUGGUAACGGAAGUAAAAUGUAGAUGAAUCUUCUGAAAACGUAUAACAAUCUAAGAAGGGGAAAGAUUUAUUUUCAAUAUUGAAAAAAAAAACCAACUAUUCAUUGUGUGGUACAAAUAACCUUUAAAACAUGAGUUUCAUCAAAAUAGAGUAGUCAUCAAAUUCCAUUCCAUUGUUGCUCACCAAACAGCAUACAUAUGUGUCUACUUGCCAUAAACUUUGGGCCCAAUUAAAAAAAAAGAUUGUCAAAAGUUCAAGAGUGACAAUCAUUCUAAUGUGUAUAUCGUUUAAAUAUUCAGCCUCCAAAGAAAUGAAAUUGUAUCAAAAACUGUAAAAGCAGAACUUUUCAGUCAGUGACAAUGCAGUCAUAAGAAUACAGCCUCUGUGCAUCCGCUCAUGGUGUUAGUAAUGAUUAUUUCAGUUUGCUAACUGUUUCCUAAAUUCUUUUGCUUGAUUAGUGUAGCUCAUUUAAAAAUAAAAUACAUGGUUAUACAAUUCCUAAAAAUGAUUUGCUUCUCAUAGACAAAUUUUAGACACAAUCUCAUCUCAAAAUAAUAAAUAUAAAGGCCUUUGGCAAGAACACUGGUAAAAUAACAAACUAAGGUU
Messenger RNA from Strongylocentrotus purpuratus (purple sea urchin), 3061 nucleotides. RefSeq names its product density-regulated protein homolog (gene denr). Gene Ontology annotation, molecular function: mRNA binding; translation initiation factor activity. Gene Ontology annotation, biological process: translation reinitiation; formation of translation preinitiation complex. Bases 157 to 741 code for a protein of 194 amino acids. Lineage: Eukaryota; Metazoa; Echinodermata; Echinoidea; Camarodonta; Strongylocentrotidae. The record is from RefSeq and is a predicted model, not a curated record. The transcript is spliced from 6 exons.